This is a messenger RNA of Enterobius vermicularis (human pinworm), 1215 nucleotides long. The record is from the annotation of a GenBank genome assembly. NCBI's taxonomy places the organism in Eukaryota, Metazoa, Nematoda, Chromadorea, Rhabditida, Oxyuridae.
AUGAAGUUACUUGUGGUAUGCGAUGAAAGCUCUAAAAUUAUUGGGCAUCGUUACCUAAACUCUCAGAUAUCAUUUUACAUCGGCAUAAUCCAAUUUGGCGUGUGUAUCUGGGCUACUGCUCAACAUGUUUUUUCUAUUGCUCGGUUUAAAAAGGUGCUGCACUGCGACUUUGUAAAUGGCACAAAGCCAGUGUUGCUGGUUGGCGUUGAUGUGAUUAUUUUUGAUAUUGGCUUAUUUCACUCAUUGUGGGGUAUUGAAAGCUGUGUUGCUCAACAUCUUGAUGGUGGUUAUGGCAGGGUUACUUGGUGUAUCUGCCACAUUUUAGCUCUUCUUAUCAGUUUACCAUUUGCUUUCGUGUCUCGGCCUCGACCGUGUGCAUUAUGGCCUUUACUUAUACAACAAAGUGCCUACGGAAUUGGUCUGCUCAUAUUAAGUUUGUCAGCACUUCCACGUAUUCUACCGAUAUUUACUGGUUAUCCAAAUGCUGCCUCGCUAUUUGCUUUAGCUGUUUAUAUUUUUGGUACUGCAAUGAAUUCCUUCCUGCUUUAUGUUUAUUGGCACUGGUAUUGGCACGUUGAAACUAUGUGGAAUUCAGCACGAAAGUUAAGGCCAAAUCACAUUGUUAUAAACCCAAACCUGCGUUCCAAGAGAACACUAAUCAAACAAAUGCCGGAAAUUCAGCAGUGCAAUGGUAUUGAUCCACCUGGAAGGAGUAGCAAAGCAACCACUGUAGAAAGCAACAACGACACUUCAACGAAUAAUGAUAGCAGAAGCUCCUCAGUUGCCACAAAAAUCUCAGUAUCACCGUUUGAGAUUGAAGAAGACCAGCACGUUGUCAAUCUUCAGCAAACAGAAGAACCUGAGAAAGCAUACACGGUUCCAGAAAAAAGAUACCUGCAACAAGAUAGUGACUUAUCAAUGCAACAUAGUUUUGACGAGGAUGACGGAGGUUGUAAUGAAGUGAAGUAUAUCAGCUACUAUGAAGAAGUUUCAACUUUUACCAAAAGAAUCUACCGUGGUCAUCAUUCAGAAACGCGAAAAUUACCUGUUGUUCCUUCCAGUUUACUUCCACAAAGUUCUUCUGUUUUAUACAACAGUGGAAACUUUUGUCCAGAGCGUCAAAAUUUCCCCGUUAAAGAUUACAGAGCAAGAAAAAAACGACUAACAAGACGACUUUUACCAAUACCACCUCAACAGCUUCUUUCAAAUUCGUAG